Molecule: messenger RNA, 1755 nt
Organism: Eimeria tenella
Lineage: Eukaryota; Apicomplexa; Conoidasida; Eucoccidiorida; Eimeriidae
Product: non-transmembrane antigen, putative
Exons: 6
Coding region: 1-1755 (584 amino acids)
Biological process (GO): regulation of DNA repair; ATP generation from poly-ADP-D-ribose; nucleotide-sugar metabolic process
Cellular component (GO): nucleus; cytoplasm
Molecular function (GO): poly(ADP-ribose) glycohydrolase activity
Source: RefSeq, a predicted model, not a curated record
AUGGGGCAAGGCCGCAGGCGGUCUGCUGCUGCUGCUGCUGCAGUUGCUGCAGCGCUGCUGCUGCUGCUUUUCGUCUCGCCCCCCGGCUUCGCCGCUGCAGCGCCCCCGGGCGACGACGACGGCGCCGUCGCGGGGACAUCCGCAGCAGCAGCAGCAGCAGCAGCAGCAGCAGCAGCAGCGCAGCAGCAGCAGGGCCUCCGGGCCAUUCUGCUGCCGCAAAACCCCCAAGGCUGGCAGCAAGUGCAGCAAAUCUUGGCGGAAGUGGAAGCAGGAAAAGUUCCCAAGACAGCUGGGGAGUACAAACAGCUCUUCACUUCCAUCUUAACUGCUGCUGGAAACUGGCGCGUGGACAAGCCCCUGCGCAUAGGCCCCCUCACCCACCACUUGGCCACCCACAAAAAUCUGUCGAAAUCUCUUUUGCCCUUUUUGGCUUCCCUCGCCCGCAGACUCCCAGACUUCUUCCCCAGUGGCAUUCGUCAUUUGGGGCGGGACAACCCGGCAGUGCAUUUGCGGCGAAUAGAAGUCUUGGCUUUACUUGCUGCUUUAUUCUUCGGCAUAGUAUACCCGCGGCAGCGGCUGCUGCUGCAGCAGCAGCUGCAGCAGCAGCAGCAGCAGCAGCAGCCGCUGCAGAUGAACGCCCCCGACAUGCACUACAGAGGCUUCUUCGAAAGGCCCCCCAAGUACCAGUCUUUGCUGCAGUACUUCCAGCAGAUGCACCAAACUGUGGGGAGUUGCUGGCAGCAGAUGCUGCAGCGGGGCGACGUGGGGCCGCUGCGCUGCAGCAGCAGCAGCAGCAGCAGCAGCAGCAGCGGCUGCAGGUGCACAGAAGUGACCUUUCUGGGGACGAAAAGACACGUGGCUGCUGCAGACGAAGUUGUCAGUUUUUACUUCCAAGUUCCGGAAGAAACUGUCUUCACUUCUCCCGAAGGAUUCGAAGUUGUUCGUCCCGAAAUAAAACUCGAAAAUGUUCUCCAAGACAAACUUCCUUUACUUCCAAUUCAAGUUCAUUUAAAUGGCGACAUCACCAAGGCCGACGGCGCCGUCCAGGUGGACUUUGCGGACAGGUUUCUUGGAGGAUUGACAAUGCAUGCAGAUCAUUUAGCUCAGGAAGAAUUGAUUUUCACUUUAAAACCCGAAUUAAUUGUUGUAAUGCUUUUUACACAAGCUUUAAAAGCUGACGAAGCUGUUGUUGUUAAAGGCGCAGAGUCCUUUACUCUCUACAGAGGGUACGAGAGGACGUUUGAGCUGCGAGCAGCAGAAGUGCCUGAGGGGUGCCACUGGAGUUUGCAUGGUUUGUGUCCUUUGGAUGGUUUGGGGCGGCGAGCAGCAACAGUAGCAGCAAUAGAUGCUUUGAUAGUUCGAAACCCUAAUUCGCAGUAUCAGGAAAACAAAAUGAAAAGAGAAGUCCUAAAGGCCCUUUUAGGGUUUCAGGGAGACCCCUUCGAGGCCCUCCUCGGAGAACCCAAGGCGCCCGUCGCCACCGGAAAGUGGGGCUGCGUGAUAUUCGGGGGGGACAACCAGCUGAAGACUGUGCUGCAGUGGAUAGCAGCAAGUGCAGCAGCAAGGCCUUUGCAGUACAUGGCUUUUGGAGACAAAAGUUUGUCGGGAAUGCAGCAAACUUUAGAUCAAAUCAAAGAAAAGUUCAAAACCACUGCAGACCUUUUUGCUGCUGUUCUCGAAGUUGUUGCUCGCAGGGGCUCUGCGUUCAGACACUCGAGGCAGUGGAGUUUGUGGCGCGAGCUGCUCAGCCUCUGA